UCCAAUUCAACAACAAAAAACCCAACAACUGAAUUCUCUUAUUGUGAUAAUAAUAUGGAAGUAAUGCAACACUCUUCAUCCUUUCUACUUCCACCAAUUCCGGGUUCUUCGCUAAAAUACGCCAUGGUUAUUCUUAACCAGCGUCUUCCUCGUUUUGCCCCUCUUCUAUGGGACCAUGGUACGUUUUCUUCCUCCAAUUUUCAGGGUUUUAUUUUAUUUUUAAUUUUUGAUUUGGGUGUUUCUUUUUUUGUGUAUAGUACAGCAAAAUUAAGAAUUUGUGCAGAUGGAGGAGCUAAUCGUUUAUUUGAUGAAAUUCCCCAAUUCUUCCCUCUUGAAAACCCCAUUGAUGUUCGCAAAAGGUAUAUACCAGAUUUAAUUAAAGGUGACAUGGACUCCGUCAGAGCAGAUAUUCUGGAUUUUUACACAAAUUUGGGGUGUGAUGCAAUAAAUGAAUCUCAUGACCAAGACACCACAGACCUUCACAAGUGUAUAUCACAUCUCAGUAAUUUGACUCCACAAUCUGAGAAAUCAGAUCUAUGCAUUCUUGUUACCGGAGCACUUGGUGGACGCUUUGAUCAUGAAGCUGGGAACAUUAAUGUCCUUUAUCGAUUCUCUAACUUGAGAGUAAUCCUUCUUUCAGAUGACUGCUUGAUCCAACUUCUCCCUAAAACUCAUCAUCAUGAGAUCCAUAUUCAGACUUCUGUUGUUGGGCCGCAUUGUGGAUUAUUACCAAUAGGAAUGCCUGCUUUUCAUACCACAACCUCUGGAUUGAAAUGGAACCUCAAUGACACGGAGAUGAUGUUUGGCGGUUUGUUAAGUACAUCAAACAUAGUGACUGGAGAUAUUGUAUCUGUUCGUUCUGAUGCAGAUCUAAUAUGGACAAUUUCCAUUAAAAAGGGACACGAGUCUCAUGUUUUGCAGUCUUAAGAGAACAUCAUAUACCGCCAUUUCAUUGAUUUUGAUAAACAAUAUAGGUGUCAUUGUGUCAAGAAAGGUUUACACAUUAGCUUGUGUAGUUAAGCCAUUAUCGUUACUCAAGUAUAAUUAUGUUCUAGUUUAGAGCAAUAAGCAAUUGCAAUUUUCUAGUAUUUAUCUCAAUUCAUUCAUUAUACUACGUAGUUUAAAACAUUAGCUUAUUUUUGUGAAGGUCAUGACAAUUUUUAAGUUCUAAAUCCCUUGCUAUAGCUUAAGAUCAUAUUAGUUUAUAAUCUCUUCGAUUAGUUCAUAGUUUCAACAUUAUGUUAUUGUAUGAUAGCAAUUGAUUACUUGAAAUAAUUCAUAAUUUUCUCAAAUGUGCUUUGGGUUGGUCUUAGAGUGGUGUUCAUGGUAAAUGUGCUUCGCUGAGAUUAUGAUGGGGGUUCACUUGAUAAAUAUAUUACUCACUUCCUUUCCUUUACAUUAUCUUGAGUCAAUCCCUAUCUAUUUUUUCUUCCCAAUGACGUAUCUAUUAACUUGUUCUAACUUAUAUCAGUCUCACACUAUUUAUUAUUUCUCCUGCCAAU
Molecule: messenger RNA, 1502 nt
Organism: Chenopodium quinoa (quinoa)
Lineage: Eukaryota; Viridiplantae; Streptophyta; Magnoliopsida; Caryophyllales; Amaranthaceae
Product: thiamine pyrophosphokinase 2-like
Exons: 5
Coding region: 55-927 (290 amino acids)
Biological process (GO): thiamine metabolic process; thiamine diphosphate biosynthetic process
Molecular function (GO): thiamine binding; ATP binding; thiamine diphosphokinase activity
Source: RefSeq, a predicted model, not a curated record